This is a messenger RNA of Salvelinus namaycush (lake trout), 756 nucleotides long. Its product is annotated as gap junction Cx32.2 protein-like. The record is from RefSeq and is a predicted model, not a curated record. Gene Ontology annotation, cellular component: connexin complex. The coding region runs from base 1 to 756 and encodes 251 amino acids. Gene Ontology annotation, biological process: cell communication. The transcript has a single exon. NCBI's taxonomy places the organism in Eukaryota, Metazoa, Chordata, Actinopteri, Salmoniformes, Salmonidae.
AUGGGGGACUGGUCCUUUCUUGCUUCCCUGUUGGACAAAGUACAAUCCCACUCUACAGUUGUCGGGAAGGUUUGGCUGACAGUCCUGUUUGUGUUCAGACUGUUGGUUCUGGUUGCAGGGAUAGAAAAAGUAUGGGGGGAUGAGCAAUCACGUCUGGUCUGUAACACACUGUCACCAGGUUGUAAGAAUCUGUGCUACGACCGGGCUUUCCCCAUCUCCCACAUCCGCUUCUGGGUCCUUCAGAUCAUCUUCGUCUCCGUCCCAACUCUGGUUUACCUGGCACACGUCAUGCACGUCAUCCACAAGGAAAAUAAAAUGAGAAGACAACAAUCAAAAGGAAAGAAUGGAAUUGUGAAAGUGCCCAAAUACACUGACGACAAGGGCAAAGUUCACAUAAAGGGGACCUUGCUUGUCAGUUACAUGUCCAAUGUGUUUUUUAAGAUUCUAUUUGAGGUUGGAUUCAUAGUGGGCCAGUAUUACCUGUAUGGCUUUGUAUUGCCCAAUAAGAUUAAAUGCAGUGGAUACCCAUGUAAGGGAGACCAUGUAGAGUGCUUCAUAUCGCGGCCUACUGAGAAGACUAUCUUUAUCAUCUUCAUGCUGGUGAUGGCCUGUGUGUCUCUGCUGCUCAAUGUGGUGGAGAUGUUCCACCUGAUUGGAUCAAAGGUUAGGCAGGGGCGUAACAGACAGCCUCCUGCAGCUGAGAGGUAUGCACUCCAUGAUAAACACAAGCAAUUUGAUAAAGAGUCAUUCUGCUGA